UGGAGCAAAGACCACUGCUCCUCUGCGCCCGACAAGCCGUUCGGCUUCGACUUCACGCUCGCGUGCAAUCGCCACGACUUCAUGUACCAUGCCUGGAGCUAUGUCUGCCGCUUCGACCACGACCAUCGCAAGUCCGCUGAUGAGGUCUUCUAUGAGGAUAUGAAACGCGUCUGCCGUAAGAAUCUCCUGUGCAAGGGCACGGCUAAAACUUAUUAUGCUGCUGUGCGGGCGUUCAGUGGG
Messenger RNA from Aplosporella prunicola CBS 121167, 240 nucleotides. RefSeq lists its product as uncharacterized. Gene Ontology annotation, molecular function: A2-type glycerophospholipase activity. The transcript has a single exon. The record is from RefSeq and is a predicted model, not a curated record. The annotation marks the transcript as partial. NCBI's taxonomy places the organism in Eukaryota, Fungi, Ascomycota, Dothideomycetes, Botryosphaeriales, Aplosporellaceae. Gene Ontology annotation, biological process: phospholipid metabolic process; arachidonate secretion.